AUGGAGUUGAAUGUCUACAGAGCCGCCCAAAAGGAUGCGGCGAAGGCGGAAUGCCAAAAAUGCAUGCAAUACGGGCACUGGACGUACCAGUGCCGCAAUCGCCGGGUGUAUCUACAGCGGCCCACACGGACGCAGAUCCUUCGCAAUCCACGCUUGAAGCCCAAGCACGUGAACGCCGAUGAUGCUCCCGAAAUUCCGCUAAUAACUGACGGAGACUGGUAUCGGGAUAGGCGCUUGGCAGAGCAGAUUAAGCAGGAAGAAGUGGCUCUUUAUAAGAACACCAAGAAGGGUGCCGAGAAACGCCGACACAGCAGUAGCAGCAGUGAUAGCAGCAGCAGCAGCAGCAGCAGUGAUAGCAGCAGCAGCAGUAGCAGUAGCAGUGAUAGCAGUAGCAGUGAUAGCAGUAGCAGUGAUAGCAGUAGCAGUGAUAGCAGCAGCAGUGAUAGCAGCAGCAGCAGCAGUGAUAGCAGCAGUGGUAGCAGCAGUAGCAGUAGCAAAGCAUCGUCUCGUGCCUCACGUGCAGUUGUCAAGAAGCGUGAUCCCUCUCUCCCCGGAGGAGAAGUAGCCGCAGCUACAGCAUCUGCAGCUAGCGCAACUGGGAGCAGCGGCGUUGCACCUCUUGGUGGGAGUGUGGCGCUGCAUUCGGGAUCAAGAGUAGCAGAAGAGCAGCUUUUACUGGCAGUCAAGUCUGAGCCAGUAGAUCCUGAGGUGCUUGAGCAACAGAAACAGGUGAAAAGGCACCAGCAGCAGCAGCAUCAGAGCCCUCUGGUCAAGUCGGAGACAGAAGUGCCUCGCAAGCGCCUCCAAGAAAGCAGCAGCAGUGGUAGCAGCAGCAGCAGCAGUGGUAGUAGUAGCAGCAGCAGUGGCAGCAGCAGCAGUGGUAGCAGCAGCAGCAGCGACAAUGAGAGCAACAAGAGGAAGGCACGUCGGAACCCAAAGAAAUCGAGACGAUUGUGCAGAAGCAACGAAGUAAGCUCUGCUGUUCACCGCACCAAGUGGGAGGUACACCACGAGGCGAAGAGUUUGGAAGACGCGAUGAUGAGGGAGAAGCAGCAGCAGCAAGAGUAUUCGCGAGGGAGAGCAGAUGAAGGCAUAUUUCGAGAAGGAAGACGCGACAGAGGUGUCGAGCGAGACAGAAGGAUGGAAAUGGGCAAAAGCGAAGCAACACGGGAGGCUAGGGGAAGGUCAGGAGAUAAUUCUUAUCGAAAUCGGCGAGGAUCUGUGCAAGAGGGAGAGAGAGAUGGACGAGAAUACUGCAGAAGGGAUAGAGGGAGUGACAGAGGGCGAGAGAGGCAUGUCGAAACAGGGGAAAGAAGAAAGCAACUUGCAGAAAUUGACGGAAGGGAUAGAAGAGAGGAAGGCGGAGAGAGAGGGGAGAGAGGAGAGAGAGACAGAGAGGUUGUGAGAGACUCGGAGAAAUGUGAAUCUCGAGACAAGCAGCGUGGCAGGGGGGAGAGUGAAAGGGUAGGGCGAGGUAGAUAG
This is a messenger RNA of Cyclospora cayetanensis, 1482 nucleotides long. RefSeq names its product suppressor protein SRP40. Gene Ontology annotation, molecular function: nucleic acid binding; zinc ion binding. The coding region runs from base 1 to 1482 and encodes 493 amino acids. Lineage: Eukaryota; Apicomplexa; Conoidasida; Eucoccidiorida; Eimeriidae. The record is from RefSeq and is a predicted model, not a curated record. The transcript has 6 exons.